This is a messenger RNA of Colossoma macropomum (tambaqui), 688 nucleotides long. RefSeq names its product T cell receptor delta constant. Lineage: Eukaryota; Metazoa; Chordata; Actinopteri; Characiformes; Serrasalmidae. The transcript has 4 exons. The record is from RefSeq and is a predicted model, not a curated record. Bases 135 to 524 code for a protein of 129 amino acids.
CUUACAAAAGCAGUGCUGCCACUGAUCCACUGACUUUUGGAAAGCCGAUUUCUCUUCGCGUCGAACCAAAGGAUAAGCAUGCGGUACCACCUACUCUGUCAAUCCUGUCCCCUCACAUAGGUGAUGGACCACAGAUGUGCCUGGCUGCAGGGUUCUUUCCUAAACAGGGGAGCAUGACUCUGACUGGAGACGAGACUGUUUCUCAUGAAGCCAACAAGGCUGUACUGUCCACAACCAGCGGCACAUAUUACUAUGCUGGAUAUUCCACUGGAAACAUUGGACAAUGCAAGAUGAAUGGCAAAGACGCAAGCAAACAGAGUCCUGAAGAAAAAGGGAUAACAAAAGAACAAACCCAGAAUGAUUGUGAACCCCAAAGCAAAGCGACCAACAAGACUGAAGAGAUCAAUAAUACUGAUGACUUUAAGAGCAACUCACUGUCCUUGCUCGUGACAGGUCUUCGACUUCUGUUGGCUAAAGCUGUCGCGGUAAAUGUGAUGAUGACGAUUAAAGCAUUUCUUGCCUAAAGAAAAAAGUAACUGCAAUGCCUAUAACCUGCUGUUUGCUGAUAUCCAAUUAGUCUGAUGGCACAUUAGAAGAAAGCAGUACUGGUCACAUUUUUAAAGUAUACCAUGUUCAUAUCGCUGUUGUCAGAACAAAACCUUGUAUCUCCAUUUUUAAUGUUUUUCAG